This is a messenger RNA of Rotaria sp. Silwood2, 222 nucleotides long. The record is from the annotation of a GenBank genome assembly. NCBI's taxonomy places the organism in Eukaryota, Metazoa, Rotifera, Eurotatoria, Philodinida, Philodinidae.
AUGCUCGGAAAAAAAACAGAUGCAGAGAGCAAAAUUUUUUUGAAAUUUUAUAAAAACGCUCGACUGCUUGGGUCACAUGGUCAAUCAUCACCACGUUAUAGUCAAACAUCUCCUCAAUAUUCCCCUCAAUCUCCAGCAUCAUCAACAAUAUCUUCAUCAAUUUCAUCUCCACGUACACAUGAUGAUGAUAAUUUAUAUGGCAAUGGAGAUCUUAUGUAUUAA